This is a messenger RNA of Laetiporus sulphureus 93-53, 549 nucleotides long. RefSeq lists its product as uncharacterized. The annotation marks the transcript as partial. The transcript is spliced from 3 exons. The record is from RefSeq and is a predicted model, not a curated record. NCBI's taxonomy places the organism in Eukaryota, Fungi, Basidiomycota, Agaricomycetes, Polyporales, Laetiporaceae.
GCAGAGUCCCUCAAAGACUGCUUCAAUAAUCAUGAUGCCAACUACUAUUACUGUGAGUUGAUGCAGAGUGCACGUAUCACUGAAAAGAAGAGAGCCAUCAAUCGUUGGAAUGCAUUUCUGCACAAGGAGGUAGCUCAGUUAAAUGAAGAGACAUGCAAGAGUGUUGCAGCCUAUACUUCAAUGAUCUCAGCAAUGUCACAGGCCAUGUCUAAGGAAGAAAGAAUCAAGGCUACUGAGGAUUCGAUUGAGAAGUUAGAGGAUCUACAUGAGAUGAAGUCUCACACGAGGCAUAACAUGGAGAUUAAUGCAUUUUGUGAUGCUCAUGGGACCCUGAGAAGCCUUGACUCCCUUAGUCGGUGCACUGGUGUUGAAAUUCUGGUCUUUGCCGUGAGAUCAGACCUUCAACAAUACUCCAGGCCAUAUAUUUUCUUCACCAACAAUCACCUUCCUGAAUAUUUUGAAUUCACCACUAAGAGCACCGCAACUGACUUUGCAAUGCACAUGGAGUCAUCCAUGCUCUCUGAUGUUGAAGAUGUGUAUUUUACAUAA